AUGACCAGUCUGUUUCCAUCACUUGCUUUAUCUAUUAAAUAUAACCUCACACUCCCCAGCAUACAAGGUACCUUUAGUUCAAACGCAAACCUACCAAAGGCUGAAGUUACACCUGCUCAUAUUUUCCUACACUAUCUGCUUCCAACUUGGAUGGCAGAUAGACUAACUGAAUUACAAGACGCAAUUAAUUUACAGGCUGAGAACUUGUGCAACGCAAUCGGUGUGAUACAACAAGUCGCUCAACCCAGUUUCUUUUCCGAAUUUAAUUGGGCUUCGAGAUCUGUUAAACCAGAAUAUCAGGCAUUUGUCCAAGCUCAACCAACUGACGAUAUUGCACGGAGUUUCGCAGUUGCAAUUUCCGCUACUGCAAAGCAACUGGAUGCAUUGAUUGGAGCUCUGCCUGAGGAAGAAGCCAGUGCGGAAAUUCAACGUGCUACUGUUCAUAAGCUUUUAGAAGCUUAUAGAUCUGAAGGAGCGAAACUUGCACGUAUUACAACUAAGCUUGAGUCAAGGUUGGCCGAAAAUCAGAGGUGUAUAGAGAAUUCUAUGGAAGCUAAUUCUAACCCGUCGUUCGACAGUAAUUCGAGUUAUGAGGCUCCUGAAUACAUAUAUUCAUCAUUGUCGUCACAGCCACCUAUUUCCUGGAUCACCUAUUUAACUGUUGUAUUCCUCUUUAUUUUAUUUUCUCGACUAUGCUUCGCAUUCGGUAUUGUGGAUAGAUUACAUGUUCUUGUUAAUUUUAUUUUGACAAUAUCCACACCAUCUGGUCGUAAACAGCGAGCAUUACGCGCCAAGUGUAUUGAAGAUCUAGGAAAUUUACGAUCCCAAUUGAAAAGUAUACAUAUGGUGGAUGAGUUUGCUACCUAUUCAAAAGUAGAACGAAAGAUAAAAUUAUUGGAACGUCAAUUAGAUUCCUUAGCCCCUGAAACUCUUGUUGGAUCAAUGAUUCGUCAAUUCAGCAUCUAUGUUGGGUUAUAUGCAAUUGAAACUAUGUCUGCAGCUUAUCUAGUUUCGCUUUCUCCAGUGGAGACAAUUUCACUGGAAACAAUGCAUUCUCUCAUAAAAACUGAUCAUUCGAUAAACGACAUCAUUAUUUUCAUAUGUCAAUUUCCAUCACUUGCUUUAUCUAUUAAAUAUAACCUCACACUCCCCAGCAUACAAGGUACCUUUAGUUCAAACGCAAACCUACCAAAGGCUGAAGUUACACCUGCUCAUAUUUUCCUACACUAUCUGCAUGGGACUAAGUUGCGUGCGUGGGACGUCAAGUUUGGUGGUGUUUUGUGGGAGGAUUUGAUAGAUCCUUCUGAAUCAUCUAGUGGGGAAAUUUGGUGUGAUGAAAACUCUGAGGUUUUAGUUGCCGCUCACGACAAGGGAGUAGAUGCUUAUGUUAUCCAAACAGGUGAAAAGCUAUUAUCUGACCGGAACAUGAAUUCAAAUCAUCCUGAUGGAAUAAAUAUAAUUUCUGGAAAAACUGAAUCUAAUCUGACAAUCUCAGUGGUUGAGAAAUAUUUGAACAAGGGUGAUCAUUGGGGUAGUGGUGCACCUGAAUUAUCUCAUAUUAUCAUCAAAACAUAUCCGAUUUCAAGUUCUGGAUUGCAUUCAACCUCUAUGGUAAUAACGAACCAUACGAUUCAGUCAUCUGUCCACAGCCACUACUCAUGUCAUAUAUUCGGGUUGCGUAACAUUUCAACUGAUGCUGUUGUUGUGUGUCUAUCAUCUGAGCGUGGUAAGAAAGGAAGCCUGCUCAGAUUUUCGUCCGUUUCGUCAUCAGUUUGGGAUGCUGUCACAGUGAGAAGUACCAAAAAUAUGAUUAAGCUAACGGAUAAUUAUUUUCUGUUAACCUCUUCAUCGCUGGAGUCUACCACUGGGGCUGUAUAUCAUUUAAAUUCCUCGAAUGUUCCAGUAAUAAAAUACUUUGUAAAUAAUGCUAUGAUUGGAUGUCUGGGAACUUUAAAUGACCGGUCCUAUUUAUUUACACUUCAUCACAAUUCAAGUCAGGACUUUGAAAGUUUGGCUCUAAACAUCUAUGAUUUAGAAUCUGGUGAAUUAUCCAAAGAACUACCACCUCGUCAUUUCACCCUUGCUGGUUAUCAUGGAACAAUCGAAUCGAUAUCUGUUAUGAUGUUUACUGAUGUAACCGGUGCUCCGAGUUUUCGAUUAAUACUAUACACGGAAGAUAAUGCUGUACAACUGAUCAGACAAAACGGUAAACAACAAUGGAUUCGUGAAGAGGCAUUAGCAAACAUAGUUGCUGUUGAAGUAAUCGAUUUGCCUGUUUCAGAGUUUCAAGCGAAAAUUGAAGAAGAGUUUAGUCAUGCAAGCAACAACAUUUUGGAGAUGUUUAUUCAACGUUUAAGAACACAAAUUUCUCAAUUAGUUGUAUGGACAAAGCAUUGGAUUUCCAACCUACCGAAUUUAUUCAUGACCAUACUAUCGUCAUCCAAACUAUCCACUUCGCUUUUUAAGCAUUCAUCUGAUUAUGAUCUGUCAAAGCGUAAAGUACUUUCAUCAUCAUCACAAGACUAUACAUCAAGCGAUACAACAUCUUUGUCAAGUCAUUCACAUAGUUUUCCACCUAGAUGGCGAUUUUCAUCGUAUAUCCCUCCUGUGCGUGUCAAUAAUUACACUGAUAAUGAUAAUACCAUUGGUAAUAUAGACGUUAAUAAGCCGAAUUCUUACCAAUCAACUCAAAUUAAUCCUAAAAUUAUGUGGGAUGAAAUGCUUACGCGUGACAAUUUCAAUGUUCAUAAGAUGUUGAUUGUAGCUACCUCAGUCGGGAAACUGUUUGGUUUAGAAAGUGAACGUGGUCGUAUUGUAUGGGAUUAUUUUGUCCCAUCUGCAAAACUUUUAGCUAACGGAAAACUUGCCCUCUUCCAGCAGCGUAAUUUAGCUCAUUUUCCCUUACCGCCUAUCAUAUCACUAUUAUUCCGAUCAAAGAUAACAAAUCUACCAGUACUUUUCUCAUUCAAUCCAGUCACCGGUGUUCCGUCACACGAAAAAGGCAUGGAUUUGUAUGCAUUGAAAUCAGAUAUUCUUCAAACUGUCUUGGAUCCUGGUUCUGUAAUUGAACGGUGUGAUUUUAUUAGACCUUUGCUGUUGUUGAAAACAGAUUUAGAUAUUGAAGUUUAUCCGUCUACUUGUACGCCUACAUAUUUAUCAUCGGAUUCAGAACCUUUAUACAUAUUUACUAUUGAAAACGAACGAGCGCGUCUUACGGGAUAUCGUAUGCAUCGGAAGUCUUCAGAUGAUCAAUCAUUAAAAGCUACACGCGUCUGGCGAAUGUUAUUGAGUUCUGAUUCGAGUCCAGAUAACAAGCAUGUGAUUGUCGCCUCUGCUUCACGUUCAACUUCUGAACAUAUUUAUUCAGUCGGUCGAGUAUUGGGUGAUAGAAGUGUUCUCUACAAAUAUUUGAAUCCUAAUCUUAUUGCAGUGCUAACUGUCGGUGGUAAUAUCGACAGACAUACGAAUACACUGACAAUUUAUUUAAUUGAUGUCAUAGCUGGCCGAAUAUUAUAUAGUGCUUUGCAUCGUCGAUGUUCUGAACCUAUUAGUUUAGUGCAUUCAGAGAACUGGAUAAUUUACACCUAUUAUAAUCAUAAAACACUACGCAACGAAGCUACUGUUAUUGAAUUAUAUGAACCAACUAAAUUAUCUGGAGAAUUAUGUGCAAGUCAGUCAAUUCCAAGCCCUUGGCAGUUAUUUCUCAACAAUCUGAUCCCUUCAUGGUUGUUGUCUAAUCCAAGUUCAUUAAAAGGUUCCGGUGAAUUAUCAGGUUUUUCACGUUUCUCAUCCUUGUUCCGCGCUAGUGAUGUUGAUGGUUUUUGCAGUUCAACUGGUGAAAAUUCCUUAAUACCUCAAGUUCUACAACAGUCAUACAUACUGAACACUCCACCACGUAGUGGUGCAACAACUGUUUCAAUUACUGAGAGAGGAAUAACUUCUAAGAAUAUAAUUUUGGCCUUACAGAGAAAUAGUCUGAUUGAACUACCAAAAUCCUUUUUUGAUCCUCGUCGUAGUUUAGAUAUGACUUCUGAACUAAUGGAAGAAGGUGUUCACCCUUAUGCUCCUGUGCUACCGUUUUCUGAUCAAGCUAUAAUUACAUAUAAUCAAUCAGUUAUGCGAAUCCGAGCUAUUCGUGCAUCGCCCACUGGUUUAGAGUCUACUGGAUUAGUAUUUGCAUAUGGACUGGAUCUAUUUUUCACUCGAAUAUCACCUUCGCAAACAUAUGAUUUACUCAAAGAAGAUUUUGAUUAUACUGCAAUAGCCACUGUCACAUUAGGAAUGAUAAUUGCAUCGAUUGUGUCGUGUCGUUUGGCUACUAGACGAGCAGUUCUUAGAGCAUGGGCAUAA
Messenger RNA from Schistosoma turkestanicum, 4350 nucleotides. NCBI's taxonomy places the organism in Eukaryota, Metazoa, Platyhelminthes, Trematoda, Strigeidida, Schistosomatidae. The record is from the annotation of a GenBank genome assembly.